UAUCUUUACGCAACACUGAAUUCCGGACCCUGAUUUAUUUCGACUGUCUAAUACGAGUGCGUCAGCCGCCCGGCCAUGCGCACGCAAGUUUUGCAAGCCAGGGCCCCCCGGCCCGCCGCGUGCCGCAUCCGUGCUCAGCGGUCAUCACGAGCUGCAUUGCGGCCGGUGGCGGCCAUGGCACUGCCGGCAGACUUUAAGGACUCGUACGUGGACCUGGCGCACAGCCUGGCUGACGCCGCGGCGCAGGUCACCCGGAAGUACUUUCGCACGUCGUUUGACGUGGAAUGCAAGAGCGACGACAGUCCAGUGACCAUUGCCGACAAGCAGGCGGAGGUCGCGAUGCGGGAAAUCAUCGAGCGGACCGUGCCGGAGCACGGCAUCUUUGGGGAGGAGCACGGACUCAAGUGGGGCAGCGGCGCGGGCUCCAAGUACAUGUGGGUCCUCGACCCCAUCGACGGCACCAAGAGCUUCAUCACGGGCAAGCCCCUGUUCGGCACGCUCAUAUCGCUGGUGUACGAGGGCAGCCCCAUCCUGGGCAUCAUCGAUCAGCCCAUUACCAAGGAGCGGUGGCUUGGCGUUGUCGGUCGGCCUACGACCCUAAACGGCCAGCCGCUGCGCACGCGGCCGUGUCCGGACGUCAAGCUUGCGUACCUGUACGCGACCACGCCCCACAUGUUCUCAGGCGAGAGCGAGGUGGCGUUCAACCGGCUGCGCGACAGCGUGCGCAUCCCCAUGUACGGCUGCGACUGCUACGCCUACGGGCUGCUGGCUGCGGGCCACGCAGACCUGGUGGUGGAGGCCGACCUCAAGCCCUACGACUACAUGGCCCUGGUGCCCGUGGUGCAGGGUGCCGGCGGCGUCAUGUCGGACUGGCGCGGGCGGCCACUGGUGUGGCAGCCCACCCCGGGCGCCGUCGACCUCAAGUCGGGCUGGCCCGGCGAGGUGUGCGCGGCCGGCGACCCCGCCCUGCACAAGAAGGCGAUUGACAUCCUGGCCUGGAAGCACUGAGCAGCGUGCUAUGUAUGCGGGCAGGCUGGGGUGGAGUGAGCGAGGUUGAGGACAAGAGCGUGGAGCGGCGGUGAUGGAAGCAAACGUGUGGACUGCGGGCCGAGGAGGCGGUAUGAGAGCUGAGGGCGCGGUGGCUGUGGCAGCAGGAAUGCGUGCGGACGGGGUGGGAGCGGACGUGAUUGCGGCUGCUGGGACAUGUAAAAGGCAUAUGUUGGAGGUAUGGCAGCGGGUCGCAGAUCGUGGGCAGGUGGAUUGCUCUCGUGCCUGAUGGGCUGACACUGGAGGCCGUGACAGGGGCAGGAAGGAAAGGAGUGCGAGGUGUAAGACAAUGGUGAAACUGACGCACAGCAGUCGUAAAGCGCCUACCUGGUGCUUCUAUGGUAUGGGCGACUGAAUAGCAAAUGUCAAU
Chlamydomonas reinhardtii is the source of this 1417-nucleotide messenger RNA. RefSeq names its product inositol monophosphatase family protein. The record is from RefSeq and is a predicted model, not a curated record. Gene Ontology annotation, biological process: L-histidine biosynthetic process. Gene Ontology annotation, molecular function: histidinol-phosphatase activity. The transcript has 7 exons. Lineage: Eukaryota; Viridiplantae; Chlorophyta; Chlorophyceae; Chlamydomonadales; Chlamydomonadaceae. Bases 76 to 1008 code for a protein of 310 amino acids.